AUGGCCGCCGAACCCAGAGCAUGCGACAUCUACAGAACUCGGGACGUACAGGGCUUCCACUUCCGGGUGAGCCACCCGGCUACCAAGAAUCUCGCCGCCGGCCAGUACGUCGAGAAGGUCUUGGCGUUAGUCAACGGAUUCAGGGUCACCGCAAGAUGCUGGCCCCGCUGGGAAGGCUUCAUCAAACUCUCCGUCGUCAUCACCAGCUUGCUGAGCCAACAGAGGGUCCAGCCUCCCAAGGUGGCUGCGGCAAGCAUAGAACUUCGGAACAGGGACGGGCUGCCGGUUCGCACGGGCAGACAGCAGCCUGAAACCGUCACCGGAGAUUGCUUUGGAGGAACCAUACUCUACGUAAACAGAGAUGAGGUCGAGAAGGAUUGUCUCGUAGACGACCACUUCACCGCGAUUUGCACUGUGACCAUCCUAAGAGACUGGCCGCCAUUGGACCUUCCCGUUCCUUACAAUCUAGGAAGCGUCAUAUUCACCAUGCCAGAUCUCAGCGAUGUGUCCUUCCAAGUAGGGGGACACACUUUCAAAGCGCACCGCCUUGUUCUCGCCGCCUGCUCACCGGUGUUCAAGGCGAUGCUGUUCGGCGAGAUGGUUGAAAACAGGGCAAGCACCAUUGCUAUCGAAGACGACACGAGGCCGAACACCUUUGGAUGCAUGCUCUAUUACAUGUACCACAAUGUGCUGCCGCCGGCUGCAGCCGGGAUGGGCGACGCUGCUGAAAAGACGGAGUUUCAGCAUCUGUUUCUAGCUGCCGAUAAGUAUGGAUUGGACAAGCUGAAAGAGACGUGCGAGGAGAUGAUGUUCGCUGGCAUCACAACAUCCACGGUGCUGUCGAUCAUGGAGUUCGCGGAAGAGCGUACACGCCCUAAACUGAAGGCCAAGUGCCUUGAUUUCCUUACGGUUCCUAGAAAUUUCCAAGAGGUGGCUGCAACUCAGGAGUACCUUGAUUUGAUGACCAAGCUCCCGUCUUUGCUAGCCGAAGUACGGGACAGUUGCAAGAGACCACGAAUAGUGGUGUGA
Messenger RNA from Miscanthus lutarioriparius, 1029 nucleotides. The record is from the annotation of a GenBank genome assembly. Lineage: Eukaryota; Viridiplantae; Streptophyta; Magnoliopsida; Poales; Poaceae.